Messenger RNA from Paramecium sonneborni, 853 nucleotides. The record is from the annotation of a GenBank genome assembly. Lineage: Eukaryota; Ciliophora; Oligohymenophorea; Peniculida; Parameciidae.
AUGUCAAAUAAAAACAAUUAAGAUUUGAAAAUAUAAGAAAAUAAAUAUGAAAUAAAAGAGGAAGAAAAUGAAAGGAUUUAGAAUUUAUAUGAUAUUCAAUAGCCAAGAAUUGAAAAAUUAAAUGAAACAUCAUCUCCUCAAAUUAAUAAUUUAAGUAAAAAUGAGUAAUGUACAAAAAUUAAAAUUAUGAAUAAUACAUAGAAUAGUCUAAUAAACAUAAAUAAGUUUAUUUAAGUUAUGUUUCUAUCAAAUGAAGGGGAUGAAAAAUCAAAAAUAUUUAAUCUAAUUUCAAAACCAAAACAGAUAAAAUAUAGAAUGAAACGCACUGAAUAAUUUAGUUAAAGUCCAAUCAUUUCAGAAAAAUUCACAUUUCACAAUUGUCCAAAAAAUGAAGAUGAUAAAAUCAUACCUUAUAGAGAGUAUUUCUCAAAAUAUUUAAUACACUUUUUUUUUAUCUUUGUAUAAUAUUAAAGAACUGAUACAAUGAAUAAAAGAGUAUUAGAUAUGAUUAAAACACUUUAUCCUUUAGAUAGAUAAAGAAUGGCCAUAAUAGUUACCAAUUGGAAUGAUGAUAUAAAACAAAAGAAUGAAGUACAAUAACAAUUUAAUCAUUAUUGUUUUAAAUAAAUCAUAUUUAUAUCUUAAAAAGCUAAAAGAGUUGAAAUUUUAAAUGAAUUUGAAUAAUGUUUAUAAAAUGUUAAUGCUACUCAAUAGAAUUUGAAAAACACUGUAUUUGAAGUGAAUAAUAAUAGUAAUUUUGAUGAAUUAAUAAAUAGAUUUAGUUAUAGUAAUUAGAUAUCAAGAUUAAGAAAUAGAGAUAAUUAAGAUAACUAUUAGUAAGAAUAAUGAUUGA